AUGGCUGAGCAACUCAUCCUCAAGGGCACCCUGGAGGGCCACAAUGGCUGGGUCACCAGCUUGGCCACCUCGAUGGAGAACCCCAACAUGCUCCUGUCGGCCUCCCGCGACAAGACCCUGAUCAUCUGGAACCUCACCCGCGAUGAGACCCAGUACGGUUACCCCAAGCGGUCGCUCCACGGCCACUCUCACAUCGUCUCCGACUGCGUUAUCUCGUCGGAUGGCGCUUAUGCCCUCUCUGCCUCGUGGGAUAAGACUCUCCGUCUCUGGGAGCUCUCCUCCGGCACCACCACCCGCCGUUUCGUCGGCCACACCAACGACGUCCUGUCCGUCUCUUUCUCCGCCGACAACCGCCAGAUCGUCUCCGGUUCCCGCGAUCGCUCCAUCAAGCUCUGGAACACCCUCGGUGACUGCAAGUUCACCAUCACCGACAAGGGCCACUCCGACUGGGUUUCCUGCGUUCGCUUCUCCCCCAACCCCCAGAACCCCGUGAUCGUCUCUGCCGGCUGGGACAAGCUCGUCAAGGUUUGGGAGCUCUCCAGCUGCAAGCUCCAGACCGACCACAUCGGCCACACCGGCUACAUCAACACCGUCACCAUCUCGCCCGAUGGAUCCCUCUGCGCUUCCGGUGGCAAGGACGGCACCACCAUGCUCUGGGAUCUCAACGAGAGCAAGCACCUCUACUCCCUCAACGCCAACGACGAGAUCCACGCCCUCGUCUUCUCCCCCAACCGCUACUGGCUCUGCGCUGCCACCUCCAGCAGCAUCAUCAUCUUCGACCUCGAGAAGAAGAGCAAGGUUGAUGAGCUCAAGCCCGACUUCGCCAACGUUGGCAAGAAGAGCCGCGAGCCCGAGUGCGUCUCCCUUGCGUGGAGCGCUGAUGGCCAGACUCUGUUCGCUGGCUACACGGACAACAUCAUCCGUGCUUGGGGUGUCAUGUCCCGCGCUUAA
This is a messenger RNA of Podospora anserina S mat+, 951 nucleotides long. RefSeq lists its product as uncharacterized. Gene Ontology annotation, biological process: rescue of stalled cytosolic ribosome; positive regulation of protein phosphorylation. Bases 1 to 951 code for a protein of 316 amino acids. Gene Ontology annotation, molecular function: protein kinase C binding; ribosome binding; translation regulator activity. Lineage: Eukaryota; Fungi; Ascomycota; Sordariomycetes; Sordariales; Podosporaceae. The record is from RefSeq and is a predicted model, not a curated record. Gene Ontology annotation, cellular component: nucleus; cytosol. The transcript has 5 exons.